CUCACUCUAACUAUGUUUGUCAAACCAGGGCAAUCAGCGGCGUGUACAGCCACGCAGUCGGAGUCAUACAGGAGCAUUUGUAAGGCGCUGUACUUCGUAUACAUACCCUGUACCGGUACAAGUAUACCACAGUAGUCAGCAAGUCAGCGAGGCCACAUGCACAGCCCACCAUUGACUUUGCUCCUCCCAUCUCGACCCUCUCUCACCAACCUUUCACCAUGACGGCCGCAUACAUGUCUACGAUCGCCAUGCGGCGCCUACCGCUGCUGUCCGGCACCCCCUCUGCACCGCCCACCUGCUUUCUCUCGGCCAUGGUCCUGACGCCGAGACGUUACCAAAGUCAGGAUGCCAAAGCCGCCGUUCCCAGCUUGGCUCCCAAGCGUCUCCUCCCUUCCCAGACCCCUCUACCCUCGCAAUCCGAGCCGUCCAACGCGGUCGAAUAUGUCCUCACCUCACUCGAUCAGCUUGCCAACUGGGCACGACAAGGCUCCGUAUGGCCACUCACCUUCGCCCUGGCAUGUUGCGGCAUCGAGAUGAUGCACUGCUCCAUGCCCCGGUACGACCAGGACCGUCUGGGCAUCAUCUUCCGCGCCUCGCCGCGCCAGGCCGACAUUAUGAUCGUUGCCGGCACCGUCACCAACAAGAUGGCUUCUGCUGUUCGCGUGUGUUACGACCAGAUGCCAAACCCCAAAUGGGUCAUCAGCAUGGGCAGUUGUGCCAAUGGGGGCGGCUACUACCAUUACAGUUACAGCGUUCUUCGUGGCGUCGACCGCAUCCUGCCCGUGGACAUCUACAUUCCCGGCUGCCCACCCACCGCCGAGGCUCUGCUUUACGGCAUUUUCCAACUCCAGAGGAAGAUGAGGGCUCAAAAGGUCACGAGGAUGUGGUAUCGGAAGUAGGGAAACUGCGGUGCACUUGAAAUGGAGGCUACUAGUAAAUAGCGCCCAUCAAUCAAGUUACCCGAAUAUUUCCAAUCGGAUUCCUGGCACGACAAUCCUGGAGAGGUCGAGCGAGCUCGUAUCUUGAGGCAA
This is a messenger RNA of Westerdykella ornata, 1031 nucleotides long. Its product is annotated as NADH-quinone oxidoreductase. Gene Ontology annotation, biological process: electron transport coupled proton transport; mitochondrial respiratory chain complex I assembly; aerobic respiration. NCBI's taxonomy places the organism in Eukaryota, Fungi, Ascomycota, Dothideomycetes, Pleosporales, Sporormiaceae. Bases 219 to 899 code for a protein of 226 amino acids. The transcript has 3 exons. The record is from RefSeq and is a predicted model, not a curated record. Gene Ontology annotation, molecular function: 4 iron, 4 sulfur cluster binding; quinone binding; NADH dehydrogenase (ubiquinone) activity.